AUGAAACUCAACACCACUGUUGCUCUUGCUAUACUCGGCGUUGCAACCGCUGCACCCCUGGAAGAUCGAUCAUCCAAGGCUGCUACUUGUUUUGCAGUUGAUCUUGUGGUCGACCUUCUACGCCUAUAUCCCUCGGCUUCACCAUUCUGCUCAUCCGUCUUGCGAAUCUCAACCAUCACUACCACCAAGACUGUAUCUUCUACAGCUUCUUACACUUCACCCCUCACCACCACAGUCCCUACCACGGUCUCAACAUUCACGAGCACUGCUGAGCCUAUUACUGAANUAUUCAACCAUGUCAGCACAAGAAAUGGAACAACCAUUACGACUUGCAUCCCCUCCGCCGUGAAUAAGCGUGGUCUUGAAGGACGUGGCCGAGGCACAGCUCCCAUACCUGCCAGCAUAAGCAUUCCUGGCGUAUGUGCUGGAGCCCCUGGUGUUCUCAAGAACAUUGCCUGCAACGCGAUCACAAGUGCUUGUGGUUGUCUCGGCAUCCCGACUCCGACGUCUACUGUAACGCAGACUCUGAUCUCAUCCACGACUGCUUAUCCAGUGGUGACGGCGUACUCGAGCAUUGUAGCGACUAUCACAGUGACAAGUACUACCACAGUUCCUACGACAUCAACCUCUACGGUCAACUAUUGUCCCGUGCCCUCAAGUUGCAACAAUGCCGGAAUCCGAUGGGUGAGAUGCUAUCUCCUGAAUGCUGUGUUGAAUAUUCAUACUGAAGCGAUAUCCAGGNGAUACUACCCCAACUACGAACACAACAACAUCGGCGGUGACGACGGCUACUACAGAAACUACGACCCCACAGUCAUAAAAUCGCUAACUCCUGACUACCAAUCCACGGCAUCCGUCUGCGGCGGACUAAACUUCGACUACGUGACCUCCAUCUCCAUCUACGGAAGCUCACAAACCUUUGCCUCUGAAUACUUCACUCUAAACCACGUCGGCUACAUUUUCGCCCAAGUCACCGGCACGUACACGUUUACUCUGAGUAAUGUGGAUGACAUUGUGAUGCUUUGGCAUGGUGACCAUGCCAUCUCGGGCUGGACACGCGAUAAUGCAGAUGUCACGGCGAUUUAUUCUGUUCAGCCCACUGCGUCUGGCACUGUUGAUUUGGUGCAAGGACAAUAUUUGCCGUUUAGGAUUGUGUUUGGAAAUGCGCAGGGGGCGAUCAAGUUUACCGUGCAGCUUGCUGCUCCUGAUGGGACCGUCAUUUUGGACAGUAAUACGCAGGACUCGAAGUUUUUGGUCAGGUAUUCUUGUGAUGGGGUUGUUGCUCCUGAGUUUCCUGCCUUUGGCUCGGAGACUUGA
This is a messenger RNA of Aureobasidium uvarum, 1317 nucleotides long. The record is from the annotation of a GenBank genome assembly. NCBI's taxonomy places the organism in Eukaryota, Fungi, Ascomycota, Dothideomycetes, Dothideales, Saccotheciaceae.